Messenger RNA from Heterocephalus glaber (naked mole-rat), 2498 nucleotides. RefSeq names its product ribonuclease A family member 1, pancreatic (gene Rnase1). Gene Ontology annotation, biological process: defense response to Gram-positive bacterium. Lineage: Eukaryota; Metazoa; Chordata; Mammalia; Rodentia; Bathyergidae. Gene Ontology annotation, molecular function: RNA nuclease activity; nucleic acid binding. The record is from RefSeq and is a predicted model, not a curated record.
UGCCUGAGCAGAACCCUAACACUCUGCCCUCCUGCCCUCCAGUCUACAAGCAGCUUCUCCCUUCUCCAUUCCUAUAAAUUCUUGCCCUAUCCCCUAACUGAUGAAGGCAGACCCGAGUAUACUGCUCUGAACCUCCUUGCUUGUUGACUGAACAAUAGAGAUUUUCAUAGUUGGCUUUUGUGAGCAUAAGCAGUGAGCCCUUGCUUAGUAUCAGGGUUCACUGAUACUAAGUAUCAGGUGUUGCAAAACUGCAUCAGCAGCAUGAUUUGGGAAAUUAGUUAUCUCUGUAGCCCACUGUUUAAUGAAUGAAUGGACGAAUUCUAACUUGGCCGCUCAAGAUGGUGUAAGGACAAUCUGAAAUCAUACUGAGAUGGUGGCUCAUAACAUAAGAAUUAAAAUGGCUACAGAAUACUAAGAAAACAGAUACAUUUUUCUGAAUCUUACAGAUUUCUCUAAGAGGACUAAGUGGCCACACAGGUAUCAGGAAUAGAACCUGCCAGAGUUAAUAAUUUUCUGGAAUGUAACAAUUCUUAGCAUGGCUUAAGAGAAACACGAUUGUCUAGUUGGCACCUUGACCUGGACAUUGCAAUGGACUUAGAAAAUUUAUUAACCUGACUAUCAAAUCACUGAAUUUACCUUGAUCCUGCUUGUCCUGCCCACAGAUUGCCCCUUUGUGUUAUAAAAGCCUUAAUCCUACUGAGCUUUGUGAAACAUUUCCCCAGUUUCUGAACUGAGCCUGUGUUUUAUUGAUUCACAAAUAUAUUCUGUCCCCAAAUGAGAUGAUGUUUGCUUUUACUUCUUUAUAAUUUCUUGUUUUGCAAGGCUGGGGAAGUGAGUGGACUACAGGAAUGUGAAGCUAAGCUAGUGUCACCAUCCUUCUUCCUUACCCUCCUCUCAUGUCCAGCGGCACAUGCACUAGAGGUGAGGUUGAUUGCAGUUGGACGCCACAUAGCAAAGCUACUCUGAAUUUCCUGAAAGGAUUUUGUUCUUCCCACCCAAAGUCCUCUUGUCAUCUUCCUCCUCUUUUUUUCCUCCCUGAGACUUCAAAAAGGAUGCUAACUUCAGCUCAGGUUUUCAGCAAAACAGAAGUGUGGAGUUUCUUGACUCCACUCCCUUCAGGAAGCAAUUCAAAGAUGUCACUCAAACAGAGCCUCGGGAGGUGACUGGCCACCCAUGGAACCAUCUCGGGAGCCACUGAUGCUCUUUAGAAAAGAAGAAACCGAGGAACAGAGAAAUACAUUUCUAUAAAUUGCUCAGCUCUUAAGGUGCUGAACCAGGAUUUGGACUGAGUCCAUUUGAAUUCAGAGAAUGGAGGAUUAUUUUGGUAUUUCUUACUCUAGAGGGUCAGUGGUCAUUGUGGAUAAAAAGUGCCCAAGCACCCUCAGGGCACAGGAGGGACAUGGAGGCAGUGGAAAGUGCCAGGUAGGCCCGCCCUAGAGGCCUCCUCGUCCUCCCAGUCCUGACACCCUCUCCCUUUCUUCUCCAGGACUGGGAAAGCUUCUGGCUGAAGACAGAGAAACCCUGUUUCCUCUUUCCCUCCUAGGACAGGUGCUGUUGGAAGAUGUGGAAUUCUGGCAAAAAACCAUUUCAAGACCCCUGGGGAGGGAGGACUUCACUCACUCAUUAGCACCUUAUUUGCCCUUUGUUAACCACCAAGUGAAAAUAACAGUCAAAGAAGUGACAAGGACUUUGUCAGCCAAACCCCUCUGAGAUCUGUAUAAAGACCUUGCCCCAAAGACUGAGUGCAGAAACUGACCUUCUACUCUGGAGUCCCAGGCCCCCCCAGGACAGUGAGGUCACCAUGGCUCUGGAGAAGUCCCUGGUCCUCUUCCCACUACUUGUCCUGGUGCUCCUGGGGCUGGUGUGUGUCCAGCCUUCCCUGGGCAAAGAAUCCUCUGCCAUGAAGUUCCGGCGGCAGCACAUGGACUCAGAGGGUUCCCCCAACACCAACGCCAACUACUGCAAUGAAAUGAUGAGACGCAGGAAUAUGACGGAGGGACGCUGCAAGCCCGUGAACACCUUUGUGCAUGAGCCCCUAGCAGAUGUCCAGGCUGUCUGCUUCCAGAAAAAUGUCGCCUGCAAAAAUGGGCAGACCAACUGCUACCAGAGCAGCUCCAGCAUGCACAUCACAGACUGCCGCCUGACGAGCAACUCCAAGUACCCCACCUGCUCCUACCGCACCAGCCAGAUGGAGAGGAGCAUCAUCGUGGCCUGUGAGGGGAACCCGUAUGUGCCAGUCCACUUCGAUGCUUCUGUGGAGUCCUCCACCUAAGCCAGAGCAGGGAGACACCCAUCUCACCCCUUCUCAGCAUUUCAACACCCACCUUUCCCCUCGUCUCUCUUUCCCCCAAAGAAAUACCUGUAGUUAGGGCUCCUGUCCAACACACACAUGCUUCCCUCUCCUCAGUCCUGCUUCUGCAUGGCUUUGGGGCUGAGAGUGGGUGGUGAGGUGGGCUCCACAUUAACUCCUUCACUGCUUCUUUCAAUAAACACGGUUU